Messenger RNA from Lodderomyces parapsilosis, 627 nucleotides. RefSeq lists its product as uncharacterized. The record is from RefSeq and is a predicted model, not a curated record. The transcript has 2 exons. NCBI's taxonomy places the organism in Eukaryota, Fungi, Ascomycota, Pichiomycetes, Serinales, Debaryomycetaceae. Bases 1 to 627 code for a protein of 208 amino acids.
AUGUCUACUUACGAAGAGGAACACAACAUCACGCGUACACAACCGCAAGAUACGCAACGACGAGGUAGGAAUCAUGACACAUUAAGCGGAAUCAUUGAUUCAUUUAUCCACUCACAUCGAACGAAUCCCGAUCCCACUGCCGUUGUUGCUACGCCCUCCUUGGAUGACCGCUUCACCGAGUCAGCUACAUCGCUUGAAUCAUUAUCUGCGGCAUUGAAUCAAUUGAGGACUUUGGAACACUCUGAAAUUGCUGACUCGUUGUUGAAUAUAUUGGACUCAAAUCCUAAACAACAAGGUGUCAAUCUGGAUUUCUUGGACACUUUGGAACGAGUGCCUGUUUCUCAAUUAUUAGAUGAUGAAUUUUGCCCCAUAUGUACAAAUAAGUUUAAAGAGGACAAGUAUCCAUUGAUUGUUAAAUUACCUUGUGGUGUCAAAAAUUCCAAACAUUAUUUUGACUUGGAAUGUAUUGGACCCUGGUUAAUGACAAAUUCAACUUGUCCCAUGUGUAGAACUAAUGUUUUGGAAGUGGAAGAAAAUAGAAGAAAACGGAUUGAAGAAGAGAUUAGGAAAGCUAAAGAAGAGGAUUCAGAAGAAGAGGCAGAAGAUGGGUGGGAUGUUUAUGGAUAG